AAGUGUACACACAACAAAUGUCAUUUGGUUCCGGUUUACUUACUCCAGACACGUAAAUACACAAGUGAAGAGGCGUGUUGGUCUAAUACAGACGUGGAUAUCGAAAACUGGACAUGAACGUAAAAAUGAAUUGUAGAAAUGUGUGGUGUUAUUUGUGGAUAUGCUGUAUUGUAAUUAUUACAGUGCAAGUGGGCGUCGUUUAUUCUGAUGUCGGUGAAGAUCAGACAGCGAAGUUCGACAAACACGAAUCUUAUCGGGACAUAUUCCCUCUCAGUAAACAUAACUUCACUCAAAAAGUGUUAAAACAUGAAGAUGCUUGGGUGGUUUUGUUUCACAAAGGAUCAAUCAAACGUACAUGGAAAACUUUGGCUGUUAGUCUCCGUGGGGUUAUUUCAUUUGGUAUGAUUAACGUAAACGAAGAACCGGAGUUAUUACAUAAACUGGGAUAUGAUCUUCAAACUGGACAUGAAGCUAGAGUAUAUCCAUAUGGUUCUAAAGCAACUAAGGAGAAAUACAGUCUUGAAUCAUCAAGUCCUAACGAAAUAAAAACUGAAGCAGUAAAAUCCAUUCCUAACUAUAUACUGGAUGUCAAGAAUAUGGGUAUAGAGGACUUUUUAGUGGAUAGUUUUAUGUCAGUUCCAUCAAGAUUUCCACUAAUUAUUUUCACAGACUCUCAAGAAAUUCAACCAAUGUUUAAAUCUCUGUGUUUACGAUUGGAAAGAUAUUAUAAUUUUGGACACAUGGUUCAACCUGGUAUGUCAGAUCUGAAGCAGCUAGGCAUUGAGAAUGUGUACUUGGAUAUGCCGUCGGUGAUGGUCUUAACUACAGAAACUACUGAUAUUCAGGAUCCAAAAUUUAAUGCCAUACAGUACAUGAAAAGUACCUAUGGAGAAAUAUCAUAUCCAAACGUUUUAAAGUUUUUGAUCAAUAUUAAUAGAAAGUUUCGACACUUGUUAGCGGGAGAUAACAUGUCAAAUAAUAAAAACAAAGUGGAGAUGACAGAAGUAUUGGAAAAAGAAUCUGAAAAAUUUGACAUUUUGGAGAGCCCACAAGUUCAUAUUAAUGUACAUAGUGACAGAGACUUUGUUGUGGACAAUUUCAUAGAAUCCAAACUCGUCGAUGAGCUAUAAAUGUAAAAAAAGGGCUACUUUAUUAAACUCAUUUAUACAUUAUUAUUUUAAAGCGAAGAAUCAGGAAUUUAUCUUGAGCCAGAAAUAUAAUUUCUAUAAGCUAAAUCUAUUUUUCUUCAAACAUCUCGUUUAAUGUUAAAUCAUUCCGUCAUAUCAAUUUUUAAAUGCUUUUCUAAUUCUAUUUAUGUAAAAAUAUUGCUAAAAAUUUGUAUAUAUUAAUGAAAGACCAUAGCUUUAUAUUUUUUUUUAGUAAAAAAUAAAAGUAUUUCAUAAACA
This is a messenger RNA of Patella vulgata (common limpet), 1406 nucleotides long. Its product is annotated as putative protein disulfide-isomerase DDB_G0275025. Lineage: Eukaryota; Metazoa; Mollusca; Gastropoda; Patellidae. The coding region runs from base 114 to 1130 and encodes 338 amino acids. The record is from RefSeq and is a predicted model, not a curated record. The transcript has 3 exons.